Messenger RNA from Cynara cardunculus var. scolymus (artichoke), 1764 nucleotides. Its product is annotated as F-box/WD-40 repeat-containing protein At3g52030. Lineage: Eukaryota; Viridiplantae; Streptophyta; Magnoliopsida; Asterales; Asteraceae. The coding region runs from base 5 to 1318 and encodes 437 amino acids. The record is from RefSeq and is a predicted model, not a curated record. The transcript has 10 exons. Gene Ontology annotation, molecular function: protein binding.
GUCGAUGGACCUGAGCACCUCUAACGCCGGACUGCCACCGUCCAACAAGCGGAGAGGUGGUUUUUCUCCGACGACUAUUCAAGCCCUAAAUGAUGAUAUUAUCCAUACCGUUUUCUCGUCCCUUGAUUUCGUCCAUAUAAUUCGCUGCACCGCCGUCUGCAAGUCCUGGAGCAAUGCAAUUAAUAAAUCAAAGUUACUCCAAACUUUGUACCACAAGCAAAGAGGGAUUUUUGGUGCUGAUUUUGAAGUAUCUACUUCUUCAGAAGGAAUAUGGAAAAGACAACUUGAGGACUUAGCUAUUAGUCAGCAUCGGUCUUGUUUACAUGCAGGUUCCGUUGACAUUUAUCAAUGGAAAGGUCAUUCUGAUGGGAUUGACAAGUGCAAAAUGAAGAUGGGACUAGUCCUCACUGGUGGAAGCAGCAAGGUGAUGCGUCUGUGGUCUGUAGAAAGCUACAGAUGUUUGGCUGAGUAUCACCUUCCACAUACGGGAUCUCUGAUCGACUUCAAUUUUGACGAGAGCAAGGUUGUUGGAUUAGUAGGAAGUCACAUAUGUCUAUGGAGGCGCAAUGAGAGGAAAAAUAUAUUUUCCUCACAAGGUUGUCAAUUUCCUAGAGGUGCUUGCAUGUGCUAUGUAGAUCCAGAGGCUGUUGUUGGAUGCGAGGAUGGCAGAGCUCGUGUAUUUGACAUGUAUGGCAGGAAAUGGUCUAGAAUCAUAAAGAUGCAUGAUGGACCUAUUACAUGCUUAUCUUUCAGUGACGACCAGAUGCUUAUUGGUGGUUCCUCUUUUGGCCGUAUAUCUAUAUCAGAUCUUUCAUCUGAUCAGCAAGUAGCAAGACUUAAGACCAAUGAUUCUGCAGAUUUGAGCACUUUGUGUUACAACUCACGUUCACAUAUAUUAUUCACUGGGUCAAGAGCUGGGCGGGCAUCUUCUUGGGACCUAAGGAUGAUGAGACGAUUAUGGGAGGUGCGAGUAAGUCCAAAUCUCCUAUGUUCAAUACAACACAUGCGGGAUGACAUCUCAAUAUUAGCCAUGGGAGGACUAGAUGGUGUGCUGCGCCUUGUGGACCAGCAAAAUGGCAAUAUCUUGUCAGGUUGCAUAAUGGAUGAAAGUAGCAGAAAAUUGUAUCGUUCACAAAGUCCUCAUUUAACUGUUACAAGGAAAAAAGGCAUACGAGUUUCGGAAGAUGCACGUAUCGAUUUGAUGCCAAGAACUUCGAGACCGUCCAUCAAUUGCUUAGCUGUGGGGAUGCAGAAGGUUGUCACCGUGCAUGCUGAUGGGGUAACUAAACAUUUACUGCACUUACCCGGUCAAAGAUGAUGGUAUUUAUCAACAGCCUUACGGUAUCAUUUUACUGACCAAGAAUCUUACCUGGUAACUGAGGGUGAUGAUGUUACUGGGUCAGCAUUUAUUGACCUGGUCAUCUUCUUGAUGGUGUUCACCAACAAUUUUAUCUGGUAAGGUGAGGGUGAUGACUCAUACCCGGUAAGCCCUUACCCAACAAGGGUUGGUAAAUUGCCCUUAAGCAGCAAUAUUACUUGUGUUUUAAUUUAUUUCCACCUCUAUAUGUAUGUGUAUUAUGUAUACAUGUAUAUGGUAUAUCAUGUAAGAUUGACAUGAACCAUGUAUGUAUAGUUGUAGAUGAGCCAUACAUGUGGAAAGUGAGCGUUUGGUAUUCAUGUUUAAACUUCAUGCAUUGAUGAGUUAUACAGUUCCUACUAAACUCGGCCUCUUACAAUGAAAAUAUUAUAUAAAUGGUCUCCUUU